This is a messenger RNA of Drosophila eugracilis, 832 nucleotides long. RefSeq names its product cilia- and flagella-associated protein 299. The coding region runs from base 47 to 748 and encodes 233 amino acids. NCBI's taxonomy places the organism in Eukaryota, Metazoa, Arthropoda, Insecta, Diptera, Drosophilidae. The record is from RefSeq and is a predicted model, not a curated record. The transcript is spliced from 2 exons.
UCAAGUCAACACUUUUUGUACAAACACUGUGUGACAAAUAACCAUAAUGGCGGACUUUAGCAUUGCCAAGUUUAGCAAUUAUCAGGAAUAUCUGCAGUCCUUUACCACCGUGGAAGACUAUCGAUACUUACCCUUCCACAAAACUGUCGUAACUCUUACAAAACUCGGUUACAGGGAGCAUCGUACCUUCUAUAUGGAGGAUGAGUUCCUAAGUAUGAAAAAACAAGUGGAACAGCUGCUGAAUCCAACGGUUUCUGCCCAGAUAUACUACAGUCAAUAUUUCAAAGGAACGGAUCCUGCUCUUCGAGCUUUGGUUGAACGCGAAACCUAUAAUGUCCAGCAGGAGAUAUCAACCAUUAUCUUUCUGGAAACUAGUGGCAGAAGUGGAUUCGCCAAAUCAGGAUAUAUUGACUUUGAGGCCAGUCUUCGCAACUGCAGAUUCAAAGGACCAAAUGCUGUUGAUUGGCGGGCAGUAUUUGAGGAGAAAAAGAUGCUGAAACCUCAGCCAAGUGACAUUGUUUUUUAUGACUGGAAAAGCAGGAAGAUUUUUUCAAAUGACAAUGAUAAUUAUACAGUGGUAGCUCAUCCGGAAUAUGGCCUGAUGUUUGCUCACAAGGGUGAUCACAAGAACAUACCGGUAACCACUAAAAAGAAUCCCUUUUCUAGCAACGUUAAACGUUCGAUGAUCAGGUCCAAUCUAUAUGGUUUUAUUAUUCUGUACGACCAUUAUGUCCGUAAGAAGACUUAACGGAUUUUAAAUUAGUUUUAAUGGUUUUGCAAGCAAAGUAAAUUAUUUUAAUAAAAAAGUAACUUGUUACUUUACAAAAAAAAA